AUGAGCUCAAGAGCUGCUUCCCCACUGCGGCGCGUGUUGACGCGCAGGCUCACGUGUACGCCCCGUAUGUUGCUGUCACCCUAUACAGUUUGUAGACGGCCGUUACAUUGGACUACGAUUGCAAGGAAGUCAAAACCGAGGAAUUCUUCUGAGUCCACUCCGGGGAACCAUAACACUGUGGAUUCCAAUGAUGAGGAUUUUGAAAGGGUAAGGAGGCAAGUACAGAAAUAUUUCAAAGAAGGUGGCACAGAGAUGCAGAGAAGGCAGAUAGAUGAGGAGUUGAAGAAACUGGAAGACACUGUGGCCAGGCAACAGAAGCAGGAAAAGGAUCUAGAACAGCAGGGUGAACCCCUAGCGGGAGAAGCACGUACUGCUAAAGACGGCGAGGAUGCUGCAGGGAAACCUUCGACCUAUACGAAAUCCCCCUCCGAUGCCUGGGACAAAAGACAAAGACAAAAGGCGUUUGAUGAUGCCAAGGAGGAAAACCCUUUCUUCACUCCAAUAAACGAGAGAAAUAGUUCGAGUAAUGGCGGUAACAAGGGUCCCCAAGAUACGAACAGCAGCGGUGGGGCUCCACCACCGCCACCAACGAAUAACGUCAAUCUGUUCCAGUUAGGGUUGACCUUCUUUCUGAUAUCGUUGCUGCUCGAUAUGUUUAAUAAACCGGAAGAGACCAACGAAAUAUCGUGGCAGGAUUUCUACACGCAAUACCUGAGCAAGAAUUACGUUACCAGACUCGUCGUAGUCAAUAAGGCACUCGUUAAAGUAAUGUUGAAUGAAAUGGGCCAGUCACAGUCGCCCCAAAACACAAACAUGGUCUACUUCACUAUAGGGUCCAUCGAAAGUUUCGAACACAAACUGCAGGCAGCGCAGGACGAACUGAACAUAGACAAGGAUUUUAGAGUACCCGUGAUAUAUCUACAGGAGGGGAACUGGGGCCGUGCCCUGUAUCAGAUCUUACCAACGGCACUUAUGAUUGGUGGUAUAAUCUGGCUAACGAGAAAAUCGGCACAGGCAGCAGGUGGGGGACGCAAUGGGAUCUUUGGCUUGAGCCGUUCCAAAGCGAAACAGUUCAACACUGAAACAGCGGUGAAGGUCAAGUUUAAGGAUGUGGCCGGUUGUGAUGAGGCGAAGGAAGAGAUUAUGGAGUUUGUCAGUUUUUUAAAGGAACCGUCUCGGUACGAAAAAAUGGGUGCCAAGAUCCCAAGAGGGGCCAUUUUGUCAGGACCACCUGGGACCGGGAAAACUCUGCUGGCUAAGGCUACCGCUGGUGAAGCAGGGGUUCCAUUCUACUUUGUCUCAGGGUCCGAAUUCGUGGAAAUGUUUGUCGGUGUAGGUGCGGCUAGGGUCAGAGACUUGUUCAAAACCGCAAGAGAGAAUGCCCCAUCUAUUGUGUUCAUAGACGAAAUUGACGCGAUAGGUAAAGCCAGACAAAAGGGGAACAUCUCCGGUGCCAACGAUGAAAGAGAGAACACUCUGAACCAAAUGCUGGUAGAGAUGGACGGGUUUACCGCAGCAGACCACGUUGUGGUCCUUGCAGGGACCAACAGACCAGAUAUUCUGGAUAAGGCGUUGCUGAGACCAGGUCGUUUCGACAGACACAUAAACUUGGACAACCCAGAACUAUCAGGACGCAAAGACAUAUUCGCGGUCCACUUGCAAAAAUUGAAGCUGGCCGGCGACAUCUACGACCUCAAGAACAGAUUGGCGGCCUUAACUCCAGGCUUCUCCGGUGCAGAUAUUGCCAACGUUUGUAAUGAAGCUGCUCUUAUUGCCGCAAGGAACGACUGCGAUUCCGUGAAGUUGGUUCACUUCGAACAAGCUAUUGAGAGAGUCAUAGGCGGUGUGGAAAGGAAGUCAAGACUGCUCUCUCCAGAGGAGAAGAAGACAGUGGCGUAUCACGAAGCUGGCCACGCUGUCUGUGGAUGGUACUUGAAGUAUGCGGAUCCGCUUUUGAAAGUGAGCAUAAUCCCUCGUGGACAAGGUGCACUGGGUUACGCACAGUACCUGCCCGGUGACAUCUUCCUGCUGAGCGAGCAACAGCUGAAGGACCGAAUGACAAUGGCAUUGGGCGGGCGAGUGUCUGAAGAGCUACACUUUGAGUCAGUGACCAGUGGCGCAUCUGACGAUUUCAAAAAAGUCACCGGAAUGGCGCAGGCCAUGGUAACCCAGCUCGGGAUGUCCCCCAAGAUUGGAUGGAUCAACUACCAAAAAAAGAGUGAAAACGACCUUACAAAGCCUUUCUCUGAGGAAACCGGAGACACGAUCGACUCUGAAAUAUACAGGAUCGUUCAAGAAUGUCAUGAACGGUGUACAAAGCUCUUGAAGGAGAAAUCUGAAGACGUAGAGAAAAUCGCUCAAUUGCUGCUCAAGAAGGAGGUCCUCACGAGGGAAGACAUGAUUCACCUGUUAGGUAAGCGGCCUUUCCCUGAGAGAAACGACGCGUUCGACAAGUACCUGAACGAAACUGAGACUGAGCGUAUCAAGAAGAGUGAAGAGCAAGAUGGGAACAGGCAAACGCCAGAUCCUGUAGCGUGA
Molecule: messenger RNA, 2538 nt
Organism: Huiozyma naganishii CBS 8797
Lineage: Eukaryota; Fungi; Ascomycota; Saccharomycetes; Saccharomycetales; Saccharomycetaceae
Gene: YTA12
Product: m-AAA protease subunit YTA12
Exons: 1
Coding region: 1-2538 (845 amino acids)
Biological process (GO): protein-containing complex assembly; mitochondrial protein processing
Cellular component (GO): m-AAA complex; membrane
Molecular function (GO): ATP hydrolysis activity; ATP binding; zinc ion binding
Source: RefSeq, a predicted model, not a curated record